UUUACGCUUGCGCAGUUCUGUGUGUCUGACCUUCAUAGCAGUAACCAUGUUCGCAAGGACCAGCGCGUUGGUGUUCUCCCCACAAUGUGGGCAGGUCAGGAACAUGGCUACCUUGAAGGACAUCACCAUUCGGUUGAAGUCCAUCAAGAACAUCCAGAAAAUCACCAAGUCCAUGAAGAUGGUGGCCGCUGCCAAGUAUGCUCGUGCUGAGAGGGCGCUGAAGCCAUCCAGGGUCUACGGUGCUGGUGCUCUGGCCCUUUACGAGAAGAACGACAUCCAAGUAGCCGAAGAGAAGGUCAACAAGCAUCUGAUCAUUGGUGUGAGUUCUGACCGUGGACUCUGCGGCGCCGUCCACUCUAACGUGGGCAGGAACAUCAAGAGCCAGAUCGCCCUUUCCGGCCCUGGCACGGAGGUAAUGGUGAUCAACGUGGGAGACAAGCUGAGAGCCCUGCUGAAAAGAACUCAUGGAAAGCACAUCCUGCUGAGCUGCAAGGAGGUCGGCCGCAAGCCCCCCAGCUUUGGCGACGCCGCAGUGGUCGCCACCGAGGUGCUCAACCUGGGAUACGAAUUUGACAAGGCCUCUGUCGUCUUCAACCGAUUCAAGUCUGUUAUCUCAUACAAGACUGAGUCGAAGCCUCUGUUUCCCCCAGAAACUGUUGGUAAUGCAGAGAGCAUGAGCGUCUAUGAUGACAUUGAUGCUGACGUGCUGAGGAACUACCAGGAGUUUGCCAUGGUCAACAUCAUCUACAUGGCCAUGAAGGAAUCCACCACCGCCGAGCAGAGCGCCAGGAUGACCGCCAUGGACAGCGCCAGCAAGAACGCCACUGAGAUGAUUGACAAGCUGACCCUCACCUUCAACCGUACCCGACAAGCGGUCAUCACCAAGGAGCUCAUCGAGAUUAUCUCUGGAGCUGCCGCUCUAUAAACGGGCAGGAUCUUCGUUCCCAUUACCUAUAGCUCUUCAAAGAACUUCAGACGUGUCGUCCAGAGUCUAUGAAAAUGUGUGCUUCUAUUUGUAAAAUAUAUGGAGAAAAAUAAACCUCUUACAGAACCAUCAUUUUCA
Gymnodraco acuticeps is the source of this 1063-nucleotide messenger RNA. It is a transcript of the gene atp5f1c, whose product is annotated as ATP synthase F1 subunit gamma. Lineage: Eukaryota; Metazoa; Chordata; Actinopteri; Perciformes; Bathydraconidae. Gene Ontology annotation, biological process: proton motive force-driven ATP synthesis. Gene Ontology annotation, molecular function: proton-transporting ATP synthase activity, rotational mechanism. Bases 47 to 925 code for a protein of 292 amino acids. The record is from RefSeq and is a predicted model, not a curated record. The transcript has 9 exons.